Molecule: messenger RNA, 1881 nt
Organism: Corylus avellana
Lineage: Eukaryota; Viridiplantae; Streptophyta; Magnoliopsida; Fagales; Betulaceae
Product: microtubule-destabilizing protein 60
Biological process (GO): mitotic spindle assembly; regulation of mitotic spindle organization; activation of protein kinase activity
Cellular component (GO): spindle; nuclear microtubule
Molecular function (GO): protein kinase activator activity; microtubule binding
Source: RefSeq, a predicted model, not a curated record
UCAAUGUUUUCAACUUUUCAUCAAUUCCAAAAGAUCACACACAUAAACUCCUCACUCUCUCUCUCUCUCACACAUCAAAGAAGAGCCCAAAACCCAUUUCUUUUACGGCGAGUCUUUUCGGUUUUCCGGUCACUUACAGAUGGAUUUGAUCGGCAAGAACACCGGGACGGUUACCCCAGUGAAAGACACACGUGUGUCUCGGUCCAAGAUUCAAGAAAACCAUAAACUUGCCGAGAAUUUUAACCCAAAUGUCUCCCAUUCAAGCCCUGGUCAAAAAUCCACGAGUUCCCCAGUAAUCAAAUCCACAAAGGCCCAGAAAUCGGUCGUAAAGAAUCCCAAUCCGGUGGGGUACUUGCCGCGGAACAAGAUCCGGGAGAGAAAGUUCGUGGUGGCGAAGAAGAAUUCCAAGAAAGAGAAUGUAGGGUUGAAGGUAGAGUGUAAGUGCAAAGAGAAGGCAGGUGGUGGCGAUAUCAAGAAGUGUUUGUGUGUGGCCUAUGAGAAUUUGAGGGCGUCCCAGGAAGAGUUUUUCAAGAAUCGAAGUGAACAGGCCGGACAAGCGGACCAUUUGAAGGGUUAUGAUAUAGCUGAGAGUGAACUUGAAAAGGAAAUUGAGAAGGGUUUGAUGCUGCAAGACCUGAAAGUUGAAGAUGGGUAUGAAGGAAACGCGGGGGAGAGUGAUACUUCGCCGCUGAAUGGGUCGGGUAGUCAAAUAGGUAGUUCAACGAUUAAGAGGAGGAGAGACAAGUUGUUGGAAGAGGCAAGGAAAAGUGUACCUGAACCUGGGUCUGGGAGAGUGAUGCAUCUGGUGAAGGCCUUUGAGAAGCUUCUUUCAAUACCGAUUUCGAAGGACUCGGAUGAGAAGGAUGAGGAGGAGGAGAAGGAGGAGAAGGAGGAAGAAGAUAACAAAAAGAAGGCCAUGAAAUGGGCUUUACCAGGAUUGCAGGUUCCUAAAGUGCCUGAGACACAGGUUUCUUCUUCUUCAUUCUGUCCAUCUGAUUUGUUCUUGACAUCGGAGAACCUUGGUCUGGAUUCACAGAUUUCGGUUUCAUCUUCGUGGGAUAGUAGCCAGGGAAGUGUUUCAAGCAGGACUUCUAAUGGGGGCCGUAGGAGCCGAAGAAAUAGCUCUGAAUCUUCUGCUACAAUGGGUGGAAGGAGAUGGAAAAAGCAGCAGCUUAAAGUCACCAGCCAAAAACCGUUCAAGCUUAGAACAGAGCAAAGGGGGAGACUGAAGGAGGAAGAAUUUAUGAAAAAAUUACAAGAAAUGGUGAUAGAGGAUGAGAAGCAGAGGAUACCAGUUGCACAAGGUCUCCCAUGGACAACAGAUGAACCUGAGUGCUUGAUAAAGCCUCCAGUGAAGGAAAUCACAAGACCCGUAGACCUGAAGCUUCACAGUGACAUGCGAGCAGUAGAACGAGCCGAGUUUGACAAUCAGGUAGCAGAGAAGUUGAGCCUGUUUGAGCAAUACAAGAUGGAAAGAGAGAGACAGCAGAAGAUGGCUGAAGAGGAAGAAAUAAGACGGUUGAGAAAGGAGCUCGUUCCAAAAGCACAGCCUAUGCCCUAUUUCGACAGGCCUUUCAUUCCCAGAAGGUACAGGUCGAUGAAGCAUCCAACUAUACCUAAAGAACCAAAGUUCCACAUUCCUCAACAGAAGAAGAUCAAGUGCUGCCUGUCAUGGAAUGACAUAAGUACCUACACUUACCAACAAUGAAGCACUAGAAUAGAACCUCUGAAUAUCAUAUCAUUCUAUUGUCACCAGUUACUAAAUAAUCAUAUUCUUUCUUUCUUUGUGUUCUCUCAGAUAUUGUUUUUCAACUUUGUAUAUGAAGCAACCAAUUUAGUUGCAAUUUUGAUGCCCUUGUCUGAUUCCUGCAUCCUUCAAUC